GCGGUAUCAACUGAGGCAAUCCCGCCGCUCCAGUCUGCGAAAAAGAGCGCGCUCCGGCAGGCUCCGCCUUAUUUUCUCAGUGAGCAUGCGUGCGCGUACGUGAUUACGUAACAACCAAUCGGUGCCCACGUCGGCGUCUCGUUCACCGCAGAGGCGGGGCGGUCUUCUACACAUGCGCACGGGGGGCCUGGCCUUCUUUCUUCUCGCCGAACGCCGCCAGCAUGGUGUUCAGGCGCUUCGUGGAGGUUGGCCGGGUGGCCUACGUCUCCUUUGGGCCUCAUGCCGGGAAGCUGGUCGCAAUUGUAGAUGUUAUUGAUCAGAACAGGGCUUUGGUGGAUGGACCUUGCACUCAAGUAAGGAGACAGGCUAUGCCUUUCAAAUGCAUGCAGCUCACUGACUUCAUCCUCAAGUUCCCACACAGUGCCCGCCAGAAGUAUGUCCGAAAAGCCUGGGAGAAGGCAGAUAUCAAUGCAAAGUGGGCAGCCACAAGGUGGGCCAAGAAGAUUGAAGCCAGAGAAAAGAAAGCCAAGAUGACAGAUUUUGAUCGUUACAAGGUCAUGAAGGCGAGGAAAAUGAGGAACAGACUAAUCAAGCUUGAAGUCAAGAAACUUCAAAAGGCAGCUCUCCUGAAAGCUUCUCCCAAGAAAGCAGUUGCUGCUAAGGGGGCAGCUGCUGCAAAGGUUCCAGUGAAAAAGAUGACCACUGCGGGUAAGAAGGCUCCAGUCCAGAAGGUUCCUGCCCAGAAAGCUGCAGGCCAGAAGGCAGCACCUCCUGCAAAAGCUCAGAAGGGUCAGAAAGCUCCAGCCCAGAAAGCACCUGCUCCAAAGGCAUCUGGCAAGAAAGCAUGAGAGCAUAAGAGGUUGUUAUAAACAGAAUAAAGGUUCUUUUGACAUGCUGGCAAAUUUA
This is a messenger RNA of Hippopotamus amphibius kiboko, 906 nucleotides long. It is a transcript of the gene RPL14, whose product is annotated as ribosomal protein L14. Gene Ontology annotation, molecular function: structural constituent of ribosome; RNA binding. The transcript is spliced from 6 exons. Gene Ontology annotation, biological process: ribosomal large subunit biogenesis; translation. Gene Ontology annotation, cellular component: cytosolic large ribosomal subunit; ribosome. The record is from RefSeq and is a predicted model, not a curated record. Lineage: Eukaryota; Metazoa; Chordata; Mammalia; Artiodactyla; Hippopotamidae. Bases 222 to 848 code for a protein of 208 amino acids.